Closterium sp. Yama58-4 is the source of this 1179-nucleotide messenger RNA. Lineage: Eukaryota; Viridiplantae; Streptophyta; Zygnematophyceae; Desmidiales; Closteriaceae. The record is from the annotation of a GenBank genome assembly.
AUGCCGUCUGCCGCGUGUGCAGCAGGACCGGCAAUGUCCCUCUCGUCGCUAUCUGCGCGGCUCACCGCGUCCGUCGCAGCCGCUCCGGCCAUCCGUUGCCUCUCGGUUUCCCUUCCAUGCUGUCCGUCUUCGGCGCGCUCGGCCCACCUUCCGCGCGUUGACGCCCGCACAACUGCCACGCCCUGCAGCUUGUCGAGUUCCGCUGCGAGAGCCCAGCGCCCCCAUGGGGGGAGAGCUCGCGCGCACGCGGUGUCAGUGGCGGAGGCGCAGACGGCGGAAGGCUUGGCGCGCAGUGAGGGGGAGUUUGAGGCGGUGAUCAACAUGGAAAUGCACGUGCAGCUGAACACGGCGACCAAGCAAAUCAUGAAGCGAUCCAUGUCAUUCAUGAAGCGAUCCACGUCAGACGGCGCGGCGACCUUCCGCGUCAGCAAACGUAGAGCCGUCACGACCAGCGCCGCGGGGGAGGCGGCAGGGGAGACCGCGGGGGCGCCGGGCGCGCGAAGCAAGGGGGAUGCAGGGCGGGGCAGGCCGUGGAUGCUGGUGGGGCUGAGCAAUCCGGGGAUGAAAUACGAGGGCAUGCGACACAAUGUGGGCUUCGAGGUGAUAGAUGCUGUAGCCAGGGCGGAGGGUAUAAGCCUGAGUGCCAUGCAGAGGAAAGCGGUGGUGGGCAAGGGGCGCAUUGCUGCGUGCCCUAUGCUGCUGGUGAAGCCGCAGACGUUCAUGAACCUCAGUGGGGAGAGCAUCUACAAUGACAUGGACCUGGACAUAGCUUCCAUGAAGCUUCUUGCCAAAGGGGGACAUGGGGGACACAACGGCAUGAAGAGCAUAAUGCAGCACUUUCAGGGCUCUAGAAACUUUCCACGUCUGAGAUUCGUGCAUGCAGGCAUCCGGAGGUCGCCAGGACGGAUGGAGGCCAAGCCAAGGUGCAUCGGGAGGCCCCCAGGACGCAUGGAGGCCAAGGUGUGUGCUGCCACAGUUGUCAGCAUUGGGAGGCCACCAGGACGCAUGGAGGCCAAGGUGUAUGUGCUGCAGAAGUUUUCAGAUAGGGAGAGAGAAGAGGUGGAUGUGGCUAUAGUGAGGGCGGUUGAUGCAGUCCGGUUGGUGGCAGCAGAGGGAAUGGAUAAGGCUGUCAGCACGUGGAAUCUGCCGCGCCGGUCGUCCGCCAACACCAAGGCCUAG